AUACUGAGGGCCGGACCUGCCUCAACCUACCGUGUCAGGCGUGUCCAAGUGUCUCUGAAUGCACCAGGCAGACGACCUCUGGCCCAGCCUGCCAGCCCUGCUUGCCUCCUGCCUGCUAUUGUACGCAGCAGGUUGCAACUUGCAACAGGUUGCCAGGCGACUGUGGAACAAGCCAUCCCCGGAUGGCCCCAGGCCCGCCAGCAAGAGAUACCCCGUGGCUGCAGCUUCUGCGGCAUCUCCUAUCGCCUGUCCGGGUCGUCCGUGGUUCCUGGCUGCUAUUUCGGGUCUAGCCCAGGGACCCGACAAGUUCCACUUUCCCUCGGUUUGAGGACCAUCGACUUUCCCCUGGCUAACCUGGCUAACCCGGCCCUCCUUGUCAGGUCGCAAGUCGCUCGUCGCACCCACAUCGACCCCUGCCGCCCUUGUCUGCUGUUGGACAGCCCACCCCUCCCUUCCGCGCCCUUCCCUCACUCCUGGCUUCAUAUAAUACUUAAAGCCUCAAGCCUGGCAUCUCUGACCCUGGACGUCGAUUCGGUUUCCGUUCAAUCUACCUCCAGCAGCUCCAAGCUCCCAGCCCCAUCCCGUCGUGCGCAGUUUAGUGUGUGUGUCCGUUGACGACGACUCUCUAUCUCUCCGCGCCCCCUGGCUCUGGAACCCACCAAAGCCCACUUCUUUUGAUCUACACACGGACCAGAUCGUUCACUCGCUUCCGCUAGACAAAAUCUAGCUUCACCCAAGACUCUCGCUUCCACCGACGUGGCAUUAAACACAUAUAUACCCUCAGGCUGAGCCUUCUUGCGUCACUCACCUCUCUUAAUAAUCCUUCAACUCCUUUUCAAAAGAGUCGAACCCGUUGUCGCACCGCAACCAUCCCAUCUGCACAGCUUCAACUAAAUACACGGAAAGCUCCACACUUGACCAGCAUCAACCACCUGCACUCACCGCUCUUGCUCUACCAACCACCAAAAUGGACUCUUUCGGUUUCCAGCCAGUCGCCACCCGCUUCACCCCUUCCGCGGGUUCGCGGGCGCGCUUCUCCUACCGCAGGACAUCGACCAGCUCCAGCCGGAACUCUUACGCCUCAAACACUUCCUCGGCGUCCGCUGCUUCGUCCAUCAACAGCAUGAUCUUCCGCCAGCCCUCAAUCGUGGACCUGGAGGAGGAGCACAAGGCCUUCGGCUCCGAGCUCAAGAUCCUCGAGCCAAGGCCCGUCGUCUUCUUCGGCAGCAUGGAGGAGCGCUUCGCCUCGCUGUAGUCGGUUGUCCACCCACUGGCCACAAUCCAUCCAAACAGCUCCUGGUUGAGUGCGUCUUGGGCUUUCGAUUCUUAUCACCUCUUCAGCAAAUUCUCUUCAAUCACCCAACCCUUGACGCGGUUUCACAAGUACGAUCAUAUAUGAUACCAAACGAUGAAGAGGGAUGGAACUUUUUUCCACAUUCAAAUCGACCCAUGGUCGACGGCAGGGGAUACCUUGAAGUUACCUCUUUACCAAAAACUUCAGGGGCUGCCUUUGGGGGGAGCACGGUAGUGUACUAGCUUCCCCCCGAUGAGAUCCGGGGUGUCACUUGUGACAGUCCCGAUUUCAUUCCACUGGCGGGUGGCAGCUUUGAUUUAUGUCGCUUUGGGACAACAGGAGGAGGCAAUCUUCCAAAAUGGCGCAAAGAAGGUGUUCAGUUCUUAUUAUUUCAGUCGUUCACGGGGAGGGGAGGAGGACUUGUCUAUGACAUCCAAUAUGGCUUGAAUGAGACCACGUUGACGGUAGACGACGGGUCAUGGCUAUUACUGCAAAGGAGUCAUAAGGAAAUUCAGACAUACAGCGGUCUUUGGGCUGCUCCCUCCA
Molecule: messenger RNA, 1840 nt
Organism: Diaporthe batatas
Lineage: Eukaryota; Fungi; Ascomycota; Sordariomycetes; Diaporthales; Diaporthaceae
Exons: 1
Coding region: 968-1255 (95 amino acids)
Source: RefSeq, a predicted model, not a curated record